Messenger RNA from Orycteropus afer afer, 342 nucleotides. It is a transcript of the gene CLPS, whose product is annotated as colipase. NCBI's taxonomy places the organism in Eukaryota, Metazoa, Chordata, Mammalia, Tubulidentata, Orycteropodidae. Gene Ontology annotation, cellular component: extracellular region. The record is from RefSeq and is a predicted model, not a curated record. The transcript has 3 exons. Gene Ontology annotation, molecular function: enzyme activator activity; lipase binding. Gene Ontology annotation, biological process: digestion; lipid catabolic process; positive regulation of catalytic activity. The coding region runs from base 1 to 342 and encodes 113 amino acids.
AUGGAGAAGGCCCUUGUCUUUCUGCUGAUCGCCCUCCUGGCAGUGGCCUAUGCGGUUCCUGACCCCAGGGGAAUCAUUAUCCAGUUGGAUGAUGGUGAGCUCUGCCUGAACAGCAUCCAGUGCAAGAGCAAGUGCUGCCACCGUGACACCGGGCUGAGCCUGGCCCGCUGCAUGCCCAAGGCCAGCGAGAACAGCGAGUGCUCUCCCAAGACGCUCUAUGGGGUUUACUACAAGUGUCCCUGUGAGCGGGGCCUGACCUGCGAAGCUGACAAGACCAUUGUGGGAGCCAUCAUCAACACCAACUUUGGUAUCUGCCAUGAUGUUGGACGCUCCACGCAGUGA